ACAAACAGUAUACCUACAAAUAAUGAAAUUACAGAAAAAUAUCUAAAAUCGUAAUGAAAAUCGGGAAAUUAGUUAUGCUUUGCCAGAUUCAGUAGUUCAUGGCCGGCACGUGCUCCCCGGUCAUCCCCCACGUGAUCGGUUCCACCGUCGUCGAGCUAUCCAGAACAGGUUCCCGAACCAGAGCGCCUCUCUCUGUCCGUAUAUCCUCCCGGAGCUACGCCGUUCCGACCACGGCGGCGUACGAAGGACCGUCUUGUAUCUUCGUCGGACCAGUAGAAACAGCCAGUCAGGAAACCCUUGAAGCAUUAUAUUGUCAAGCUCGUGAUGCUUACUAUAGCGGCCAGCCGUUGAUUGUCGAUGACAUGUUUGACAAAGUUGAGUUAAAACUCCGGUGGUAUGGCUCCAAAUGCGUUGUCAAGUAUCCACGUUGCAGUCUCAGGCGCCAAUCUACCUAUGCCGAUGCUCAGGAAGAUCCUUCACAAGUUUUUGCAUUGGCGAGUGUAUGGCUCUUGAUCUUUGGCUUUGGUUCUUCAGCAUGUCUCCUACCUAUAGUAUACGGCAUUGCUCGAGCUUAUAAUGAUGCGUUCAGUUCUGGAUUUUCAAAUAUUAAGCAAGGACCUUCUCUAGCACUCCUUGCAACAUUCAAUGGCGUGCUCUUCAUGUUGUUUGGUUCCGUGGUUGGGUACCCCAUUGUGUCAGCUUCUGUUGGUGCACUUAAAGGACUCUGGAAGAAUGACCUGGUGGCACUGAAAGGGGUAUGCCCAAAUUGUGGCGAAGAGGUAUUUGCUUUUGUUAGAUCUGAUAGUUCCAAUGAUUCCCCACAUAGAGCGGAAUGUCAUGUAUGUGAAAGCUCAUUGGAAUUCAGAACAAAGGUUGAGGUACUUGAGUUACAUAUUUCUCAAUCUGUCUCAAGACCAGGUCGACAAUGGGUACAUGGUCGGAUCUACUUAGUCCGGGGUAAACGUCAAAGAUGGAUGUAAGGCAAGAAUUCUUCGUCUCGCAAACAGACUAAACCAGUUCGUAUAGGAAGGCAUUCAAAUGAUUGCCUUCUUCAGUUAGCAAAUUAUGAAAGUAAUACUGAAAUAUUCUGAUGGAGACUGAACUGCAGCGUAUUUCGUAGUAAGUUUUCACAGUAAGGAAUAUCGCGUCCAAGAUUCUGCAGGAACAGCCUAAAAAAUCACAUGUACUGUAAAAUUAGCCUGUGUAUCUUGGUGCAUCUGCUUAUGUAUUCUUGAAAUAGGAUCCGUCCCAAGCGCCAUGGUCUGUUAUCUUCAUUUCUCUUAUUCUUCACUCAUUUGUUGUCAACAAUUAUAAUUGGUUGUAUCCGAAAGAGAAUGUAAGUUUUACCAAGUUUGUUUCCAGAGCACUUUAGUUCUUCGAAAAAAAUUCAAGGUUGUGGUCUGUUAUCUUCA
Salvia splendens (bonfire salvia) is the source of this 1412-nucleotide messenger RNA. Its product is annotated as PGR5-like protein 1B, chloroplastic. Gene Ontology annotation, biological process: photosynthetic electron transport in photosystem I. The coding region runs from base 99 to 980 and encodes 293 amino acids. NCBI's taxonomy places the organism in Eukaryota, Viridiplantae, Streptophyta, Magnoliopsida, Lamiales, Lamiaceae. The transcript has 7 exons. Gene Ontology annotation, cellular component: chloroplast thylakoid membrane. Gene Ontology annotation, molecular function: oxidoreductase activity, acting on iron-sulfur proteins as donors. The record is from RefSeq and is a predicted model, not a curated record.